Messenger RNA from Astyanax mexicanus (Mexican tetra), 2505 nucleotides. It is a transcript of the gene rnf122, whose product is annotated as ring finger protein 122. Bases 507 to 971 code for a protein of 154 amino acids. The transcript has 6 exons. The record is from RefSeq and is a predicted model, not a curated record. NCBI's taxonomy places the organism in Eukaryota, Metazoa, Chordata, Actinopteri, Characiformes, Acestrorhamphidae.
GGGGGGCGGGGCUACACGCUGAUCUUCUUCGGUACUCAAUGGAUGCCAGCGAUUAUUAUUAACUGUGUUGUGAGGGCCUGUAGUGAAGAGACUGGAGAGAAGGAGCUCCACUAGUUAACUCUCUGUAUCUCUCUGAGACAGGUAACCCCGGGUUAGAGUAGAGGGGCUGGGCUCGUGCUCGCUCUGUUUUUCCUCAGAGAAAUGUUCUCUCAGCUGUAGCAGCUGGAUGCUGCGAGCAGAACUUGGUGGCGAGUCUGGAUUUGAGGGGUUUUCUUUCUUUUUCCUCCUCUCGUUUUUCUUUUUCUUCAGCUGGUGUUUGGUUCUCUCACAGAUCCUCCAGAAUGAGUCCAGACUCUUCUCAGUGGGUUCGCUCUUUGGGCAGCGCGGCUGAAAGGCGAGGGGCAUCGGCUCUCUGGAUGUAAACACACGGUGCUCUACUUCUUCUCCACCACCUCCUUCUUUUCUGUCUCUCUUUCUUCCAGCAGGGGAAGCAAACGAGAGGAUUGAUGCACCCGUUUCAGUGGUGUAACGGAUGCUUCUGCGGUUUGGGACUAAUCUACUUCAACAGGACCUGCACAAUGCCACCUGUGACCUUCCAGGACCUGCCACUCAACAUCUACAUGGUCAUCUUCGGCACGGGGAUCUUCGUCUUCGUGCUCAGCCUCAUAUUCUGUUGCUACUUCAUAAGUAAAUUGAGGCACCAAGCGCAAAGUGAGCGGUUUGGAUAUAAAGAGGUCAUCCUAAAAGGAGACACAAAGAAGUUGAAUCUUCAUGGGACGUGUGCCGUGUGCCUGGAGGACUUUAAAGUGAAGGAUGAACUGGGUGUGCUGCCAUGUCAGCACGCCUUCCACAGGAGAUGUGUGGUGAAGUGGCUAGAGGUGCGGUGUGUGUGCCCCAUGUGUAACAAGGCUCUGUCUGGAGCCGCCGAACAGCACCAGAGUAUAGGCACUCUGCUGGAUGAACUGGUCUAGAAGCCUCUGGAAAAGGACAGAACUGGAAACACACAUAAAGGGUGUCUGAGGAGACCCCUGGAGCACAUGUCGUCCAGUCAGAGAUGACUCCUGCUCAGUCCUUCUGCUCCUUCCUUUCAAAUCCACACUUUAACUCUCACUCAGAGACUCGAGUUUUAACUCUUGCAGUGGACUUUAACCAGCGCUGACCAAGUCUUGUACAGACUGAGAUGAGGCAAAAAUUGAGACCAGCAGAAGAAACCUAGCAGCUUCCAGGAUGUUCCAACACCCAGUCUGGAGACUGCCACUGAAUUAACCAGAGUUCUGCACUUCGCCCGUUGGGCUCCUACACAGUUGUGUGUGUGUGUGUGUGUGUGUGUUUUUGUCGUUGUUGUUUUAAUCACUAAUUGAUCUCUCCAUGCUCCGCCCACAAAUGUGUUCUCUUUUUUAGCUACUGUCACUGGGGCUGUGUAUUUGCAAGAUCCUGGUGAUACGAUACAUAUUUUGAUACAGGGGUUAUGAUUUAAUAUAUUUUGAUACUGUGAAAGCAAAAGUAUAUAUUGCAAUUUUUAAAUCGAAUUUUAUGGAAUUUGUCAUAGUAUAAAACACAGUAUCAUAUCCAUAAAAUCUAUAAAAGGCAGUGUUUUACUUUUUAUACAAUCAGAUCAAUGAGAUUUGAACAGUAAUGAUGUGACAGGGUUUAUACACAGUAGAAUUAAACUGGUGUCUGCCACCAAUAAAAAAGGUGUGCUUUUAAGAAUUGAUACAGUAUUUUAAAACAUAAUAUUGUGAUACUUUGAGAAGUAUUGUCUUAUGACCCUAACUGUCACCUGGUUGGACCAAUUCUACAGCAUGUUGGGGAACAAUCACAUUCAGCCAAAUAAAAUAUUGCAAAUCAGGCAUCGUAAAAGUGGUUUAAACACUACAAGACUAAUCAGAUACAAGGGUCAGAUAACAGGAGCUUUUUUACCAGGACAGUGAACAGUUAAACAGUCAGAACCACAACUUAUUUAAAAAAACACAUGAGAAAUGACAAAAAAAGAUUUUCUUUCAAAAUCCAUGUACAAAAGAAACACGUGAUGUAUAGUUAACAUCGUUGAAUUUGAUUGAUGAUUUGCAGUGAAGGUCCAUGGUCCAACUGUAGACUGAGACUUUUUUUUUGUAGCCAUGCUGGAUGAUCAGGGAAACAUCUGUGAAAAAUAUUUCACACUUUACUCAGAGAUAAAAUUCUUGCAUCCGGACUGCAAUUGAAAAAAACAUGAGGACCAGUGAGUUUUUUGGCUUUCUUGGUCACAUAACAUCACGUUCAUUAGCUCUUUCAUUUUCACUCACUAUUGUGUUUAUGUGGAUCUCCAUUGAAACGCGCACCCAACGUGUAGUCACGGUGUGUGGCAGUGAACAAAUAGCUAUUUUAUUAAAUGCGAGGAGACGAAACUCAGAGAUGUGAGUCUGGACGAAAAUAAAACUGCCAUAGGACCACAGAGUUCAGCCAAAAACAGUAGGUAAUUCAGCCUGAAAUUUUCUCAGAAGACGUCUGAGAAAAACACGUACAUGG